AUGCAAGCAUUUGUUCCCAGGUUGUAUCUGACUCCGGUCAGGGAUGAAGAAGCAGAGUCUCAGAGGAAAGCCAAGUCUCGCCACGCCAGACAAACUCGCAGCCAUUUCCUGAAUAUCCUGCAGGGUGUGACUUUGACAGACCUGAAAGAAGCUCAGAAGACUAACAGUCUGACUCUUCAAGAGAGAGAGGAGGAGGAGGAGGAGGAGGGAGGCUCUCUGGAUGACAGGUCCUGUCUGAGGAAAGGCUUGACGGAUGACAGGAGAGUUCAGACCAGCCACGCAGAGGAAGCGACCCAGAUCAGUCUGAAAUGGAGGAAAUUGGACGAGGAAGGGAACGUUGAUCCAAAGUUAGAAAUCCUUGCAGAGUCUCCUAACCUGUCAUAUUUGGCUGCUGCUGCAUCAUCCUGUGGUGUGUCUUACAGCAACAGCUCCUUCAGUGUUGGUGAGAGGUGGUGGAAAGAUGAGAAUCAGAACCUGGUUGAAGAUGCAGCACAGCUAACAUUUGCCACAAAGCACCAACUAAGACGCCAAAUCUGUGAAGGUACAGACUGCACUGCAGAGGUACGUGGAAGUCUUUAUGCACCUUUAUUUUCAAUCACACAGCUGCAGAGAGACUUCUCAAUAUAUUUUGUACCACUAGAUGGAGCCAAAGGAUUGUGCAACUAUUAUUUUUUUAUGACUCGUUUUCUCAGAAGAACUCUCACCGCAAAUGACCGCUUAAUACUCAAGGAUCCCAUGGGAAUGCCUCGUGUGCGGCCGUGAUUUAUUUAAGCUUUGUCAGGUGUUAAAUUCCUUUGCAGGUGAAAAUCUCAUGCCUCAGUAUUGCCCUGCGUUAGUCGACAUACAUGAGGUGCAAUGUUUCAUGUUCGCGUUCUGAUUCUGCCUCCUCUGAAAGCUGGGAAAGCUUCAAAGGCAGCUCCGCUCUGAUCUCUGACGCAACAUUUUAACAUGUGCUGCAAUCACCAUGAAGCUUGUGUUCUGAGAAUCUUUUAACUAGAAGAGCUGGUUAAUAUCUCAUGGAAAGGCAGUCGGGGAAGAGGAAAACCCCCCCACCGCUAUGACCACCCCUUGCUCCCUCUCUAAGUCCCUUUGCUUCUUCACAUCACAUGGCUGAGGUGUCUCAGCAUUCCAUACCAUAUUGGGCAAAACUGAGACGCUCUAUGCCUCUACUCAGCCUUUGAUUCAGAGGGAUUGACUUUCUCUUCUCUCUGUCUCGCGUUCUUAAAUGAUACCACUCUCCCCACACCUGUGUGCGCGAUACAACCCGACCAUGAACCUCACCGCUAAUUCCUUGCAAUCUGCCAUCUUGUGUCGCAGGGGAGAUAAUCUACUGUCGGUUUUUGAGACAGGAGAUUAAAACAGAUAGCAAAACGAAAGGAAAAGAGAAAUUACAAGCUUUUAAAAGAUUGUGCGAACAAGAUUAUAGCUGAUCAUAGACGUCCUAUAUGUCAUAUAGUGUGAGUGGAAGGUGAAUUCUCCGUGAGCUGACUCCCGGUCUGCGGUCCAGCUGUCCCCCGUCCUGGA
This is a messenger RNA of Mugil cephalus (flathead mullet), 1524 nucleotides long. RefSeq lists its product as uncharacterized. The record is from RefSeq and is a predicted model, not a curated record. The coding region runs from base 1 to 762 and encodes 253 amino acids. NCBI's taxonomy places the organism in Eukaryota, Metazoa, Chordata, Actinopteri, Mugiliformes, Mugilidae. The transcript is spliced from 5 exons.